Closterium sp. NIES-67 is the source of this 2548-nucleotide messenger RNA. The record is from the annotation of a GenBank genome assembly. NCBI's taxonomy places the organism in Eukaryota, Viridiplantae, Streptophyta, Zygnematophyceae, Desmidiales, Closteriaceae.
GGCAGGGUCUCCAAUAUUGUGGUUAGAUCAUGCAGCAAACGUAUCGCAGGCUCACGCAUGCUGGCAUGCUCGUUUCUUCGUUUCCGCUGUCCACCAGAUCUACCUCCCCGUUUCCUCAUUCCCCAGCCAGCCGAUCAGGUGCUACGGGGUCCGCCACUGGUCUGGUUUCAAGUAGUAAUCAAGCUGCCGAAGCGUCGCCAAUACGCGGCUAGUCCCCAUGACGCGAGGGCGAGUAGUGUACCUCGUCGUGCUGCUCCUAGUACUUUCGCAGCCCUUCGCGAGACAUUCUCUCUUCGCGAACGCCGACGAAUUUGACGACGAGCGUUACGCGUACGACGAAGACGACGACGCCGUCGACGACGACGAGAUCCCGGCCGGCGACGAUGGCGACGUCGUCGCACUGACGGCGGCGACGUUUUCGCAGGCGCUUAACGACCACAAGCACCUAUUGGUUGAGUUCUACGCGCCGUGGUGCGGCCACUGCAGGGCUCUCGCGCCCGAGUACCGCGCAGCAGCGGCGACGCUCAAGGAGCUCGGGGUGCUGCUGGCGAAAGUGGACGCGACGAAAGAGACGGAGCUCGCCGACAAGUACGGCGUGGAGGGUUACCCUACCAUCCUUUUCGCCACGGAUGGUGAAUUCCAGCCGUUCGGCGCCGGGCGAACCAGUGCGCAGAUCGUGGGGUGGGUGAAGCGCAAGCUGGGCCUGGGGGUGACCACCGUGCUGCCCAGCGACAUCCCCAAGGUGGCGUCGCUUCUGGAGCACUCCGCUGCCACUGCCGUCGCAUUCGUGCCCGCCCUUAAUACCCCAGAGGCAGCAGCCUUCAACGAGGCAGCCAGGGACACGGACGGGGUGGAGUUUGUCAUCACCACUCACGCUGACGUUGCGGCCGCCUUCGGCUUGCCAGCUGGCAAGCCGCCCGUCCUGGCGGUGGUGAAGAAGGAGGAGGAGCGGUUCGUGGCGUUCGAGGGCGAGUACAGCAAGGAGGCCAUCACGUCGUUCCUGGAUGCCAACCGCCUGCCUCUGCUGCUCACUUACACGGAGGAGACCUCCGCCUCCAUCUUCUCCAGCCACAUCCCCCGCCAGGUGCUGCUCUUUGCAUCAGACAGUGCGUUCCAGGAGCUCUCCCCUGCGCUCCUCGCAGCAGCCAGGCAGUUCAAGGGACAGGCCAUGUUUGUGUACGUCAACAGUUCUGACCCCGAGUCGCAACCUGUCCAGGAGUAUUUCGGAGCUGACCUUUCCACCACUGCAAUCGUGGGGUUCAUUAUGGGGGGUGGCGAGGACCCCGCUGUCCCGGCAGCAGGCCUCAAGUACCGCAUGAGUGACUACCCCACAGCUGACAACAUCAAGGCCUUCACUCAGAGCUUCAUUGAUGGCCGUCUCAAGCCCUUUUUCAAGUCACAGCCCCUGCCAGAGGAGAAUGACGGCCCGGUGACAGUGGUGGUGGGCGACUCGUUUGAGCAGAUUGUGUUGGACGAUACCAGAGACGUGCUGCUGGAGGUCUACGCCCCCUGGUGCGGCCACUGCCAGCAGCUGGAGCCGACCUACAAGAGGCUGGCAGAGCGGUUCAGCGUGGUGCAGUCCGUGGUGAUUGCCAAGAUGGACGGCACUGCCAAUGAAUACCCCGGCCUCGAGGUGGAGGGCUUCCCCACCAUCGUGUUCUACCCAGCCGGGAAGAAGGCAGACCCGGUGAAGGUCCAAGCGAGGAAAGUCAAGCAGUUCGUCCAGGCCAUCAGAGACAACGCGUCCACUCACUUUGACCUCGAGCCCUCGCCUGAGGACGACCAAGAGGAGGAAAUAGGAGAGGAGGAGGGACAAAUGGACGAUGGUGAGAUGGAUGAGGGGAGAACGGAGAGGGCGGAGGAAGAGGAGAUGGGUUACGAUGGGAUGGAAGGGGAUGGGGAGGACGAGGCGUUUGAUGAGCAGUUCCAUGACGAGCCGCUUCACGAUGAUGAGUUGUAGCGAUUGAUGAGCAGUUCGAGGGCUCGAGGUCAAAGUGAGUGGACGCUUUGUCUGCAGUUCCAGUAACAGCUACCGUAAUCCCCCGGAUAUAACACCCCGGGUAUAGUACAAAAUUCAUGCAAAAUCAGGGGGGUGGGUGCUCUAUUUCGCGUUUAGGCUAUAGCAACCUGGUGUUAUAUUUGAGGACAGAAUUUUUAAGAUGUGCAUUAGACUCAGUGCAUCAUGGCGAUUUUAGACAUUCAAAUUCCGGCUGAAAAGGCGUAUGUUUUCUCGAGGUUCGGAAUAGCCCUGGAUUGCCCAUUGCUCACGAAUUUCAUGUUUGUGUCAGGUUAGUGAAGCAAGAUUGGGGGUUUGGCGACACUCGCAAUGGACUGGACGAAAAUUGCGACGCUCAUCAGCCAAUCAGCACAGGUCUGUCGCACAAAAGAAAAAAAAAUUGUCGGCCCACUGCGCUUUUCCAGGUGAAUAUUUGUUUCACUUUGUCAUUUUCAGUACCAGAGAAUCCUGUCAAGUGCCUCGGAAAAUUUCAACUUUUGCGUCCUGAUCGUAAUCAGCAUGAAAUAGCGUGAAAAAACUGCAUUUGUUGGU